GGAGCCCUGAGCUCUCUCUGAAUGGCUGUUGUGCUUCUCUCUCCAUGCAGCUCUGCAGACAAGGUGAGGCUCCAUUUUAUUAACCGGGAUGGAGAGAAAUACUCGGUCAGCGCCAGAGAAGGGGAAAGUCUGCUGGAGGUUGUGAUAAAUCAAAAUAUUAACAUCGAUGGCUUUGGGGCGUGUGAGGGCACCCUGGCCUGCUCCACUUGCCAUCUAAUCUUUGAGAAAGCAGCAUUCCAGCAACUGGGUGAGAUCAGUGACGAUGAACUGGACAUGCUGGACUUGGCCUAUGGACUGACUAACACAUCUCGUCUGGGUUGCCAGGUGUGUGUGAAGAAAUGGAUGGAUGGCCUGACUGUCCAGGUGCCCACAGAGGUCUCAGACAUCAGGAGAGAACUGGAAGUGGAGAAGCAAAAGAAACAGUAGCCGAAGCACGUGACACGCUCUGCAAAUAUUAUCCUGACCCUGUUAGAAGAGGGGAGGCCUUUACUUUCCAGACUGAAAGCAAACACCCUAAACCAACCAAACCCCAUUUCUGAGUUCACAUGACUUGCUGCGCCCAACAAACUCAAGUAUACAGUGGCUUAAUAUGACAGCUUAGUUCAGCUUACACAUGGAAAGAACCACUGGGGCGUCUGACCACUUGGCCGUGUGCCGCACAGCCCCGUUUUAGCCCACCUUUGGGCUGUGGAGCCAGGCCAGCUCCUGAAAGGGGUUCAGUGCUCAGAAUCUGUAGCCUCAAGCAACCAACCUGGAUUGGGAUGAAAAACUGGCGACCUCUGGGGCUCAUUUCUGACAGAGAGAUUGAGAGAAACUGCGGCGCGUCUGCUGCUUCCCAGGAAGCUUCUUGUGGGCUGGAGAGAAUGGAUGGGAGGAAGAUGGUGGAGUCCCAAAGUAGCAGCCCCCUUCCAGCCUAUCA
Molecule: messenger RNA, 919 nt
Organism: Notechis scutatus (mainland tiger snake)
Lineage: Eukaryota; Metazoa; Chordata; Lepidosauria; Squamata; Elapidae
Source: RefSeq, a predicted model, not a curated record